Prorocentrum cordatum is the source of this 954-nucleotide messenger RNA. The record is from the annotation of a GenBank genome assembly. NCBI's taxonomy places the organism in Eukaryota, Dinophyceae, Prorocentrales, Prorocentraceae.
AUGGUGUCGAAAAAGGAGCUGGACGUGGCCAAGCUGGCCGCGAACCUUGCGAUGAAGAAACUGAGGCUGGCGACCGAGAAACGGAGGAAGAUCUUGAUGGGCGAGAGGAUGGCCGAGGCCGAGGAACGUCGGGCGAUCAAGGAGAAUCGGCGGCAGGCCAAAACGGACAUGACGGCGCGCGCGGAACAGCUGCUGGAGGACUCUCUGGGUGGCCUUGCGGGCGUCAACAUGAGCUACAUGGUUGACGUCGUCCUGGCCCUGCCGGAGGCGCUGCAGGACGAAGAGUUCGUGGAGGACUUCCGCAACGUGACAAAGAGGGUGGACCUCAAUGUCCGGAAGUUCCUGGACCAGACCCAGCAGAAGACCACGCAGUUCGUGAAAGACAGCACUUCCGCCUCCGACGUGGAGCUGCGAUUCAUCAUGGCGAAGUUCUUCCACGAGUCUGGCUUCCGUCUCCGAGGGCUCCACCAGGACAGCCUGAAGGCCAUCCAGAUGCUCAGGCGCACGGUCCCGGAGGACCUGGAGAGGGCGCUCUUCCCGUUCCUCGGUCAGCUGAACGCCAACACGGUCCGCCUCAGGAUCAAUGCCACCAGCUUGGCCACGGCUACCCCGAAGGAGGCCUGCGACCAGAUCACCCAGAUCAUGGCCAACGUAUCGGACUAUGCACUCGAGACCAUCGGCAAGGUGAUCGAGAACGUGUCCACGAGGGUACUGCCCAACAUGGAGAGGACGCUGCAGGUCUCCCCGAACAUCACCACCUUCGUGGGUUCGUUCCUGAACAUGGCGCGCCUCGAGGUGGGCGGCCUGCAGGAGGCGGCCCACAGCAUGGUCACCAGGGCCAGCCCCAUCAUCGCCGAGAGGGUGCAGUGCACCUUCAGCGGCGCGCGCCCGCGCGUCGGCCUCGGCCUCCUCAGCGCGGCCGCGGUGCUCGCGGCCACCUGGCUCCUGCAGUGA